AUGGAACUCAACCGAGAACAUUUACGCUUACUGUUUGUUUUCGGCAACGAAGCGCCACAUCAGUCGACAAUUUCCCGUUGGUAUGGAGAAUUCAAACGUGGACGGGUGAGUCUUAGCGACGAUCCCAGGGUGGGUGCACCAAAAACGGCAGGCACCCAGGAAAACGUCGAUGCUGUACGCAAACUCAUCAUUGAAGAUAGAUAUGUGACAUAUCGCGAGAUUGAGGCGUCCUUGAAAAUCUCAAAGACCUCAAUUCAAAAAAUUUUACAUGAAGAAUUAGGAGUAAGAAAAUUACAGAAAUCGUGGAUUUACUGUUAUGAACCAGAAAAUAAACGACAGAGCGCUGUUUGGGUGUUCCAAGCGGAAGAAAACGUGGAAUUAUUGGACCAUCCUCCAUAUAGUCCCGAUCUAAGUCCUAACAAUUUCUUUACUUUCCGGAAAGUUAAAAACAGACUACGUGGUCAAAGGUUCCAGUCACCAGAAGAAGCAGUUGACGCAUUCAAAAAUGCCGUUUUGGAUCUGCCAGCUAACGAGUGGAAUAAGUGCUUCGAAAAUUGGUUCGAGCGCAUGCAGAUGUGUAUUAAUCUUCGUGGAGAAAACUUCGAAAAACAAUAAAGUCAUUUAAAACUACCUACCGUGUUGUUUUAUUUCCAUAUGCAAAACUUAAAAGACAUCCC
This is a messenger RNA of Acanthoscelides obtectus, 677 nucleotides long. The record is from the annotation of a GenBank genome assembly. NCBI's taxonomy places the organism in Eukaryota, Metazoa, Arthropoda, Insecta, Coleoptera, Chrysomelidae.